AUGGCGGACAUCGAUGACAAGCACCUUCGAGAUUCCAUUCUUGGAGCCAUUGACCAGUUUCUUGACUUGAACGGAGCAUCAAUUCAAUCGACACAGGCUGCCUCCAACACUGUCCACACUUUGUUGUCAGCGCUGAACAAGACUAUGCUAUUUCCAUCCCCGGAACCAUUCUGCGGCCGCGAAAGAAUGGAGCAACUGAGACAUGCGAUUGACUGGAUAGAGAAUUUUCAUCUUUGGCACGAAUGGGAAAGUGAAUCUGAAAUCACGUUAUGCAUGUCUGAAAUGGAAGAAAUAUUCGAUACCGUUGCGGAAUUGGCAGACCAGGUGGCAUUACACCUUACAAAGACGCAGGUCAACAAAGGAAAAACUUUUAACCACGAAAAGUAUCAUGUCUCUCACUUCCUGUCUCUUAGCGGGAACAUGAGAUGGACGCUACACAAAUCUUUCCAGAAGUACAAAGAUCAGAAGUACAAAGAUCAAAAGUACAAAGAUCAAAAGUACAAAGAUCACAAGUGUGAACAAGAAAGUGGCCUUGCAAUAUUUGAUACCACAAUGCUAUCAAUAUCGGAAGCUCAAGUAUGGAGGGUUAGCGAUUUGCUUCUCUUUCUUGACAAGAAGCUUGGAUCAAAAGACUCUGCCAUUGGCUAUUGGGCGAGGCGUUGGGCAGCAACUGCAGAUGAAUAUCUAUGUUGGGAAUUCGCCCCAAAGAGCGCACUGGUCAAAUUUGUUACCUGCCAAGCCAUGAACAGUUGGAAAGAGGGCCGCGAACAUAAGUUUUUGAGGCCGGCAUUUGGAGAAUCCCAAACCCUGGCGAUUUUCAACGGCAAAACUCCGAUUCCACUAGGAAUCGACGAAUAUAUUCGACGGUUGUCAUUUUUUUUAUUCGAGAUCAUGGAUCGAUUGUCGCCAAACACUAUUGGGGCUAAUCUCAUUAAUCACCUGAUCGCAAAUUUUGAUGAUCCUUAUUCAUGGGGAUAUGCUCUAGAUCGCAACAAACCAGAGUUUAAGGAAAAGCUUUCGGCUCUUGUGAAUAUUGAGUACACGUCCAGCAUUGUCUCAUGGGAAUCUGAUGAGCAUAUCCGUGGCGAAUGA
This is a messenger RNA of Penicillium soppii, 1092 nucleotides long. RefSeq lists its product as uncharacterized. Lineage: Eukaryota; Fungi; Ascomycota; Eurotiomycetes; Eurotiales; Aspergillaceae. The transcript has 2 exons. The coding region runs from base 1 to 1092 and encodes 363 amino acids. The record is from RefSeq and is a predicted model, not a curated record.